AUGGCCUCCAGUGCGCUCUCGCGCGCGCUGGAGCGCUUCUCCGCUGACCUGCGGGGUCUCACAGCGCGUGUUUCCGACGGCGUGACGAGCCUCAAGCGGGGUGCCGAGUCGAGGCCACACGCUGGAGUCGAUGCCUUUCGAGAAAACCUGGACGAUCUGGAGCAGCAGGCGGCGGACAUUGCUGCGGAGGUGCAACAGCUGGAGCGAUGCACCACCGACGCCGUCUCGUUUGAGGAGCUGCUGGGCCACUGCGUUGAGCUGUACCACAGCAAUCGCGAUGGGAUGACUGCACUGGUGGCGCACCUGGAGCGGUACGGCUACCAGCAGCCCGUGAGCGCGCGGCGGGAGCCGGACGACCCCUGCAGCACGGCGUUGGCAGCUGCCAGUGCGUAUGGCGCAGAUGAGCUGUGCUUUGCAGACGACCUGGACGCCGAAGCCAUGUUGCUGGACAGCCCGCGUGCAGCUGGACAGAAGCAACGCAACGGGCAGCAGCAGGAAACGCAGCCGCAGCAUCACCGGCAUGGCGACAUCAGCACAGCGAGCUCACCAGGGGGCCGCAGGGCGCAUGCGCACGCGCCGCAGCCGUACCGUUCCCUGCCAUCUUCGCCGGUGUCUGCAGGCCUGCUGGCGUCCGGCUAUGUGCCAAGCAGGCUGGGGAUCGGGCAGCCCGGCAGCCCAGCACACGGCACUGGAGCGGCGGCGGCCGCCGCAGCGGCUGCUGCUUUUGCGCUGGGCGGCCCUGCUGGCGGUACCACCGCGUCCAAGGCUGCUGCGCAGCCGCGCGUCUCGAUGGGUGCUGCCAGCUCUUCGUCUCUCACGCCCGAGGGCCUCUCCAUGCUGAGCCCCGGCCUGGCGGACAAGUACGCCUGCCCCUCUUCGGGGGUCCCCAGCGUCGGCGGCGUGCCCAGCGCGCAAGGCGCGCCGUCGAUGGCGUCGGGUGGCAGCGCCGUGCCGUCCAUCAGCCUGUCAGCGCCGCGGCGCUCUACCUGCCGCGACCUGCGGAUGGACUACGGCCGCUGCAGCAGCGACUCCCCAAACCUCCCCAUCUUCGGCAAGACGCCCCGCAGCACCAGCCUGCCGGCCUCAACCGUGUCAGACAUGCCGGAGGCGGAGGCGCUGUCAGUGCCCCCGGCUGGCAGGGCCGGCGGCGGUGGAGACGUCGAGCGGCGCGCAGGGCCACUCGGCAGCGGCGGCAGCGGCGGGAACGGUGGCUGUGCGGGCGCCAGCCCCUUGCCUGAUUCCGCCACCACAGGUGACCUUUACGACCUUCUCAUCCGCAGCAACAUGGGCCUGCCGCUAGCGGAGGGCCUCACGCAGACGCCGCCGGGCGUCCGCGCGGCGGGCCCAGGGGAGAAGCGCGGCGGCGGCGGUGGCCAAGGGCUGGCCAGGCCAACCACCCCCGGCAGCACGCUGCCUGCGGGCUGGCACCAGAACGCGCUCCAGGAGCUGGACUCCCUCUCACUCACACUCAGCCAGAUGAGGCGCAGCCCGUCGCGCGGCCGCCUGGCCGCUGCGGCCGCAGAGGGCGGCGGCCUCUCGCGCGGGGGCGCCGGCGACGAGGGCGAAAGCGAGGGCGAGGCGUGUGAGGAGGAGGAUGUGACUCUCGGGGAGAGGCUGGAGGCGGCGGCCGCGGAGGCGCUCGCGAGCAGCGGCGGCGACGAGCGGGGGUGGGGCGGCGCGGGGGCGGCGGGCGCGUGGGAGACGCGCUCGGGCGGCGACGACGCGGCGGGGCGGCGGCGCAGCCGCGGCAGCCCAGGGGGCGCGGCAUUGUCGCAGCAGUGGGAGGAGGCGUUGUCGCCCGGGAAGGACCAGGACUUCGGGGCCAGGAAGCUCGGGGUGUCGCCGGCCCGGCAGCAACAGAAGGAGCAGCAGCAGCAGCAGCAGCCGCAGGAGGCGCCCGCGACGCCGACGACGCGCGCCGCGCUGCGGCGCCAGCUGCAGGCGCAGCGCGAGGCCGCGGCCGCGGCAGCGCCGGUGGGGCGGGCCGAGUUCUCGUCGCUGCCGGCGUGGUGCAACCGCCAGCUGUGCCUGGAGGAGCUGAACCGCGCACUGGAGGGCAUGGGCGCCGCCGUCGCGGACGGGCGCCCCACGGCGCCCGAGGGCGCGCCGCCCGGCUGCGUGGGGCUGGAGACACUGGAGGCGCUGGGCUUUGACGCGGCCAAGGGCCGCGCCAUCCUCAAUUGCCUCAGCAAGCUGGGGCGCACGCAGCUGCAGCGCGCGGGGGGCGGCGGCGUCGCAUACCGGCUGGUAGCGAGCGGAUAG
Molecule: messenger RNA, 2262 nt
Organism: Monoraphidium neglectum
Lineage: Eukaryota; Viridiplantae; Chlorophyta; Chlorophyceae; Sphaeropleales; Selenastraceae
Exons: 10
Coding region: 1-2262 (753 amino acids)
Biological process (GO): chromosome segregation
Cellular component (GO): outer kinetochore
Source: RefSeq, a predicted model, not a curated record